This is a messenger RNA of Thermothielavioides terrestris NRRL 8126, 1395 nucleotides long. RefSeq lists its product as uncharacterized. The record is from RefSeq and is a predicted model, not a curated record. Lineage: Eukaryota; Fungi; Ascomycota; Sordariomycetes; Sordariales; Chaetomiaceae. The coding region runs from base 1 to 1395 and encodes 464 amino acids. The transcript has 2 exons. Gene Ontology annotation, molecular function: protein kinase activity; ATP binding. Gene Ontology annotation, biological process: protein phosphorylation.
AUGGGGCCCUCCAAACCCGCCUACGCGAUCUACAAGCCGCUCGCCAACGGCGACUUCCUCGUCCGCCGCACCACCGACGGCGCCAUCUUCCUAGGCCGGCCGCUCGUCCCGGAUCCCACUCCGACCACGCCCGGCCGCGCCAAAACCGCCGAGCUCAUCCGCCGCGGCGCCGCCCGCCCCGCCGCCAACCUCCUCAACCACGAAAACCUCGUCUCCAUCCACGACGAGCUGGUCACCCUGUCCUUCCGCGGCCCGCCCCCCGCUCCCAAGUCCCGCUCCCGCCCUCUCUCUCUCCCGCUCUUCCUCUCCUCCCCCUCCACCUCCGCCGACGAUCCAGACCCCCACCCCGCCGCCGCGACUGCCACGCGCAUGCUCCUCUGGGACUGGAACGACGCUGGCACGCUGCAGGGCGUGUUGGAUGGGUACGCCGCCGCUGGGGAAGAGGAGGUCGCCGCUACCGGCGGCUUCCUGCCCGAGUCGUUCGUCUGGCAUGUCGCGCUGUCCUUGCUGCGCGCACUGCAGUGGCUGCAUGAGGGGAUCAGGGAGACGUAUGAUGCUGUUGCUGUUGCGCCGUCGGGGGUUUCUGCUGCUGGUGGUGGUGAUGGGGGGGAUAGGUAUGACGGGAGGAAGAGGUGGUGGAAGAGGGUGAGGGGCACGACGGCGCCCGAGCCGGAUUGGAUGCCGGUUCUGCAUCGCGAUGUGACGGCCGCGAACGUGUUCCUGCAGCUGCCGCGCGGCGUAGAGACGUACGGCGCGGUGAAGCUGGGGAAUUUUGCGCGCUGCUGGGUGUCCGGGAGCGUCAGCAAGUCCAGGGAGACGCCGGUGGUGGCGAUGGAGAGCGACGAUGAGGUGUCGCUUGGAGAGCUGAGGGAGUCGAGGGCGCGGUGGAUGAGAGACGGCUUGGGGCUGGAUAAGUCACACCGCCCUUACACGCAGGGGAGCGAGUUGUUCGCCUUGGGGGCGCUGCUCUACCACAUGAUGUGCGGCCGCCCACUACCGCCGUCCGAGGAGUGCCCCAACUGUGGGUGCAUCCACGUCACCAACAACGACGCGGCCGAGUACAGCGUCUGUGACCACGACUGCGUCGAGGACGUCAACACCGACGAGGUCUUCGGCCCGCUGGCCAGCUACACGGCGGGUCUGAAGCACCUGGCCUCGCUGCUCCUGCGGUUGAAUCGCAGCGAAGAGUGGCGGGCGAGUGCGGUCCUGGACCUGGCCUGGGUGGGGUUCGAGCACUGGGCGGCUAACACCGAGGACGGACGGUCCUAUCGAGACAUCUUCGACGACAUCUGGUUUCGGAAGCAGAAUCUCGCCCGGCUCAAGAAGCGGCAUCGAGAGGCGGAGAAAGAGGAGGCGGACCUGAUGGAGAUAGACGGCGACGUUCUGGUUGUGUAG